This is a messenger RNA of Fusarium redolens, 1701 nucleotides long. RefSeq lists its product as uncharacterized. Gene Ontology annotation, biological process: cellular response to glucose starvation; protein catabolic process in the vacuole. The record is from RefSeq and is a predicted model, not a curated record. The coding region runs from base 19 to 1701 and encodes 560 amino acids. The transcript has 3 exons. NCBI's taxonomy places the organism in Eukaryota, Fungi, Ascomycota, Sordariomycetes, Hypocreales, Nectriaceae.
CUGUAUGACGUGCGGUGUAUGACCGCUCUACCCUCCUCAGAAGGGAGCAGCUACUUUAUUUUCUCGAAAAUGGAAGAAUGCCAUUCUCCCUCGCAACUGGCGGCCAGGACAACCACUUCUCAGUCUGGAGCAGACUCAACGAGCGACACAUGCUAUCAGUCUCUUGAACAUCCAGACACAGCAGCCUCUUCGGCUUCCUCGCCGCCUCCAAUCUACGGCGAAUCAAUGGAUAUAUCCUGUUCCUCGACACCAUUUAGGGAUAUUUCCGCCCCAUCCGAUUGUAAUGAAGGAAUUCAUCUGGUCAAGCCGUCAGCAGAGCACGCUUGGUUACCCCAAUUUCAGAAAGACGGUGUCUUUGUAGCACCGGACGAUAGCCUGGAACGCCGGCUGGAUCUCAAGGCGGGCGACUCGUACUACGCCUCGUCUGUUGACAAUGAUAAUCCGGCCGAUACGUCAACACGGCGUUCUCCAGAAUUAGGAAAGUCUCACGAGCGCGCUGAAGUUGACACUGUUAUUAACGCCCAGCCGUGGAGGAAUGUCGACUACCUUUCCCAUGACUGGAAGGAGGAAGAAAUCCUGUCAUCAUGGAAAUAUAUUACCACUCGCCGAGGUGAGGACCCCAAUAGCGCCCGUUUGAAGAAUGCAUAUUGGAGAAUAUGGACAAAAUACAAAAACAACCUGAAGACUAUGCCCCCCGAAGCACUCAACUGGCUUAAAGAUAGUGAUGCGAGUUGGCUAUAUGGUCCCGUUCAGCAAGGUGCUAGCAAGAUCUACUGUAUGCAGACUGGACCUCCCAGUGCCUCAUUGCUCCAGCCCAACUCACUAGUCAACACUAACAGGAAGACUAUCCUGAAGAAAAGGAGCGUAUCAGAUACCAUACUGCAGAGGCCAUUGUCAACAUCAUCCUUACCCCAGCAGGCAGCCCCAGUGGUCCAGGUGAGGCAGAAAGACAGCCGGCGACUAAGAGAGCUUUCUUUUGAUAGCUUAGCGACGAUGGAUCACAAUAUAUUCCCCUUCCCUUCGAUGCCAAUGAGCCGUGAUACCUCUAGUAUGCUGCCAUUGUCAGCAUACACUGGGAUCUCAUCUUCAGGUGUUGAGCGCAAACACAUCCACUUCAAUUAUAAAGUCGAGCAAUUUAUCGCCGUCGAAGUUAAAGACGACGACGAUGGCGGCGACUGCGAUAUCAGUACCGAUACCAAUUCCGAAGACGGAAUCAUAAUGAAGCUGGACAGGUCGCGAAAGACGGCGAAGGAGGGCAAUUCAUUACUCUCUAAUGGAAAGACGAUCGCGAUGCUUCCAUCAACAACACUAAAACAUCGAGAACAUAUACAAGUCCCAGAAACGGUCAUACGCUACACCUCUAGCGCCUUACAUAAUCAUCGUGUUUCGCCAUUCUCUCCACAAGAGGCAUCUUGUCCACCUAAAGCGUCAGGUAGAUUCUCCGAGGAUUUAAUUGAUGCCGAUACAAACUUAGGCUGGUACACAUCUGGGACUUUCGAAGAACAUGAUCCGCAUCACAUUAUUCCUACAGAGAGCUUGACCGCCGAGCCAGCUGGCAUGCGUCGCACUCCGUCUGGCAUGUUUAUGCCUUAUGAGGAGGCGGUCACAUGUUCAAACAAAGGGAUGUUUUGUCGCGUUAUUGACACCGUUAAAACAGCCAAGGACAUGGCCUAUGUUAUUUGGAAUAGUGGCUGGAGAUGA